Messenger RNA from Heterobasidion irregulare TC 32-1, 1782 nucleotides. RefSeq lists its product as uncharacterized. Gene Ontology annotation, molecular function: DNA-3-methyladenine glycosylase activity; alkylated DNA binding; DNA-7-methylguanine glycosylase activity. Gene Ontology annotation, cellular component: nucleus; protein-DNA complex. The record is from RefSeq and is a predicted model, not a curated record. Lineage: Eukaryota; Fungi; Basidiomycota; Agaricomycetes; Russulales; Bondarzewiaceae. The transcript is spliced from 10 exons. Gene Ontology annotation, biological process: base-excision repair; base-excision repair, AP site formation; DNA alkylation repair. Bases 40 to 1611 code for a protein of 523 amino acids.
GAAGUCUAAACCUACAUCUUCUUCAAACAACAGCUGUAUAUGCUGCGUGCUGCGUUCUUGCUCUGGAAAAACAACGCGUCCAAGCUCAAGCUCAAGCUCAAAACAGAAUUCGGUGUCUUCAAGAGAUCAACAUUUGUCGUACUGCCAAUGCCCGUCACUCGUUCUGCAACACGCGCAGCUAGUAGCGCCACUGCAACCGCUGCUGUCGUGGCUAGGACUCCCGCAACCCCGACCGCGCCAUUGACGAAAGCGACACGUGUGACCAAGCGCAAGGCGUCGUCUGAGGUAACCAACGCGUCAAGCAAGAAGAAGAAAGAGGCCAGCAAGGCCGCUGUCAGUUUAGCCAGUUCUGCCGUCGCAGAAGGCGAUUCAGAGCCACCGUCGGCGGAGCCCGUGCAAGGAAUACCAACUCCAACCUCGUCAAAUGCCGUCGCACUGCUCCCGGCGAAGCUGACGUUCUCAUUUGAAGAGGCGAAGAAGCAUCUCAUUGAGGCAGACAAUCGGUUUGCAGACAUAUUUCUCAGAUUACCUUGCAGGCCCUUUGAAAAGUUAGAGAGGGUCGAGCCGUUCAGAACACUCACGAGCUCUAUACUGGGACAGCAAAUAUCGUGGCUCGCGGCACGGUCCAUCACGCACCGUUUCCUCCGGCUCUACUUUCCCCACCUGCCUGAGAAGGCAGAUCACCCAGGGAAUCAGGUCGAGUUGCCCUUCCCAACGCCUCAACAGGUCGCGCAAACCGAAAUUGCGACCCUGAGGUCCGCCGGUCUCAGUGGGCGGAAAGCUGAAUAUGUGCAAGACCUAGCAGCUCGGUUCGCCGAUGGCCGUUUGUCGGCACAGAAGGUGUUCGAAGCCGAUGAUGAGCAGUUAUAUGAUAUGCUCAUUGCAGUGCGGGGCAUCGGGAAGUGGACCGUUGACAUGUUUGCUAUAUUUUCACUCCGCCGCCCUGACAUCAUGCCCGCCGGUGACCUCGGAGUUCAGCGCGGCGUCCUCCGCUGGUUCCUCUCCCUCCACAAUCCAUCCUUCCGCAUAGACAUCUCGCCCGAGAAGCUCCCCAAAGAUCCCGAUGCAGAUGACAAGCAAGCGAAGGUCAAGACCAACGGCAGAAAUACCAAGGCGGUACUGCUUCAACAACCCACGCAGGAUGACGAUGGAGACGAGGAUGUUCUACCCGUGUUAGGGCAGAGCGCACAGAGCAAGGGAAAAGGGAAAGGGAAGACCAAAUCGACGCCUUCGCUCGACGAAUCCUCUCUUCUGGCCAUCCCUGUGCCUGGUCAUCCCAGCUCUACGCCUCUCAAAGGUAGCACCGGCUCGUCUAAGGCACCCACCAUCGUCGGCGACACACCAUUGGCGCUCGGUCUCCCGUCCAUGCCUGCGCCCUUCACCCCCUCUAUAAACAAGGCAUUGCAAGGCCCGCAAAAUAGUACUGAUUCUGUACCUAGGCCUUUACCAGAUGGUCUGACGGCCGCCGCGUUGAAGACGCGAUUGGAGGGGAAGAAGAAGAUCAAGGGCGCGUUAUUGACUCCUCAGGAAAUGGAGAGUCUUACAGAGCAUUGGAAGCCGUACAGAAGCAUAGCUGUCUAUUAUAUGUGGGCCCUAGCGGAGGAAAAAUGAUUGCUUGCUGCGUCAAUAUCUGGAAUCGAUCUAACGGUGGACCUGGAACGCGGUGAAAGAGUUAAUUGGGUUGUAGUCUUCCUUCGAGGCAUGCUUGUCGCUUUUAGACUAUCAGCAGCUAAUUGUGCAAGCAUGCUGCAUCAAUGAUACCCAUUAUUGUCUUCGUUAUAC